UGCAUUACCUGUAAGAUUUAGAGAAUUAUGUUUAGUAGAUUGUACUAGUUUGUUUUCAUGAGAGAUUGUGUUUAUUACUUGUUACAUUACAUUUCUGCAGAGUGGAAGCAUUGCUCCAACCCAGGGCUAAUUUCAAAUUCUUGGCCAAAUACUUUCAAGAACGGGACGGCCCAAACUACGGACUGGGCUUUAUGGGGCCUCCUGGACCGCCUGGACCAAAAGGAGAAUCAGGAAAGUCUGGUGUGAAUUAUGUGCGCUGGGGAAGAACCACAUGUCCCAGUGGUGCUGAAAUUGUUUACAAAGGCAUAAUUGGUGGUGAGCAUUACAAUCACCAAGGUGGUGGAGUAAAUUAUCUUUGCCUUCCACUCAAUCCAAAGUACGACAAGUACAAAGAUGGAGGGCAGGGCUCGGGAUACGUGUAUGGCACUGAGUACCAAGUCAGCGGUUUCAACCCAUUUAAGAAAAAUCUCCAUGACUAUAAGGCACCGUGUGCUGUUUGCUUCGCCAAGUCACGUGGCUCAAUGCUAAUGAUGCCCGCACGGAAUGAUUGUCCAUCUGGCUGGACCGAGGAGUAUCAUGGGUACCUGAUGACUGAACACCACAGCCACAAGAAACAACGGGACUACAUAUGUGUUGACGAGGAUGCAGAAGAUGUCGCUGGUGGUAAGGCCAAAAAGCAUGGUGCUUUGCUGUACCCCGUUGAAGGACAGUGUGGCCCACUCCCGUGUAGUCCAUACGUUGCCGGAAGAGAGUUUACAUGCGCUGUCUGCACUAAGUGACAGAAAGUGACCAUUACAUUGGAAACCUAAAGGAUACAAGACGAAGUUUUGAACAUAUAAUUUCAUAGACUCUCGUGAUUAACAUAACGUAAGACAAAAAGUACACCAUAAUCGAAAUUUCGCUCUUUCAGUCAAAGGUAUCGAAGUGGAGAUCAUGAUGUACAUAAAUGUAGCGCAUUAAUCAUAGUAACAACAAUAAAUUGCCGCAAACCAUCA
Molecule: messenger RNA, 995 nt
Organism: Orbicella faveolata
Lineage: Eukaryota; Metazoa; Cnidaria; Anthozoa; Scleractinia; Merulinidae
Product: short-chain collagen C4-like
Source: RefSeq, a predicted model, not a curated record